Messenger RNA from Panicum virgatum (switchgrass), 919 nucleotides. RefSeq lists its product as uncharacterized. The record is from RefSeq and is a predicted model, not a curated record. The transcript has a single exon. Lineage: Eukaryota; Viridiplantae; Streptophyta; Magnoliopsida; Poales; Poaceae. The coding region runs from base 61 to 585 and encodes 174 amino acids.
AUCUGUUUCUUUGUUGCUCCUUGGAUCGAGGCAAAAAAACGGGAGCAAUAUAUAUCAAAGAUGGCGAUGGCCGAUCACGAGGCGGCGGACUCCAGCAGCGGCACCUCGCUCCUGGUUUGGGACUGCGGCAGCACGCUCUACGACUCCUACGAGCUCGCCGCCUUCACGCGCCAGCUCGACGCCGCCGUGCUCGCCUGCGGCCGGUCGCUCUCCAUGCCGCACCUCCCGUCCGCAGCACCGCCGCCGGCCGACGCCCAGCUGCAGGGGGCCGGCCCCGGCCGGCGCAGGAGGCGGGGGCGCCUGCCCGCGCUGCUCCGGAGGCUGUUCUCCAAGGUGCUGCGGCUGCGGCUGCCGGCCCCCGGCGCGGCGCGGGGCGCGGCCUACCGGACGGGGAACGACGGAGCCGGGUCGCCGUGGUCCGGCGCCCUGACGUCCAUCCCGGAGGAGCAGAGCUCCAGCAGCCCUGAGAUGGGGUCGUCGUCCCCAGUGGAGCCCGGCGCGAGAGCGCUGCGGAAGACGCAGUCGGAGCGAUUCAUCGGCGGCAAGACGGCGUCGUCGGUGGUGCAAUUCGAGGUCGUCUUGUAGAUAUAUGCAAGUAUAUAUUCAGUGUAUAGUAGUAUGUUUAGCACUGCUUGUAUAAAUUAUGGUGGCAGCAAAUUAAGUUGUUGUGACAUUAAGAACACGUUAUGUGCGAGAACUGCAUUCAUCUCUGCAGUGCUGCAACGUGAAGGCGCAAAAACUGGUUCUUCGGUUCUUCCCAUCUUCGAGUUUCCAGCGGUGUUCAGUGUGGAGAAACAGGUUAACGUUGAUGUUUCUGGUAAACUAUGGCCAUGAACUGAACCAAAAACUUCUUCUUUGUUGAAAUGAGUUCUUUUAGAGCCAAAAAUCUAUGAAUUAGGCCAUGUUGACAUAGGGAAAA